AUGUCGUCGCUACCCCUGGAGCCACCCACCUACCUCAGUUCGCUACAGAACAACAUCCGAGCUCGUCCCAUCCCAUGGGAAGGAGCUGUCCGAGCGGGAAACAUCACCGAUGACCACCUGAAGAAGAUUAAGGCGGUGGACAAGGUUCGCAAGGAGCAGCGGCGUCAGACUGUCGAGGGGGAUCUGGCUGGUUAUGUUGGUCUACUCUCUGGUGGCUCUGAAGGGAAGAGCGUGCUGGACUCCGCCUCCAGGAGAACCGAUAUUGUGCAAUACAUCCUCGUGCUGGCCGCGGAUUUGAUCAACGAUGUCCCCUCCCUAUCGACCGCCCUGGUCGCGCAUCCCGACCCUUACAAGCCAUUCCUUCCCCUCUUGCGUCACUCCACCAACCCCGAAGACCCGAUCCCUCUGCUUACCUCCACCUUCUUGACCAACCUUGUCUCCGUCAGCCUGAGCUCGUCAUCCAAGCCAGCUGCGCGCGAUGAUGAAGCGCUUCCGCAGCUGUACACCUAUCUCUCUACCCUGACCCAGAACCAAGACAGCGGGCUGCAGGAUAUCGGGGUCCAGGAGCUGUCGGCAUUGCUACGAACCUCUAGGUCUCGCGAGAUCUUUUGGAAGCAGAGACAGCAGACCGUCGAGCCGUUAGUCGAGAUCCUGCGUGCAGCCACGGGUGCUAAGGAUAGCAGCUCCAGCACCUUGGCUGGCAGCUCGCGCGCGAUCGAGCCCGGCCUUGCCGGUGGAGUCGGUCUUCAGCUGUUGUACCGGGUCUUGCUUGUUCUCUGGCAGCUCAGUUUUGAAGGGGAGUUGAUUGGUGAUGAUCUGCAAGCGGACUACGAGUUUGUCCAGCUGUACACGCACCUCCUGCGCCUUUCCCCGAAGGAGAAGACCACCCGACUCCUCCUUGCAACUCUCAACAACCUCCUGUCUAGUAACCGCACCACCCUGCUCCCGGUCGCAGUUUUUGUCCGCCUUCCUGCCCUCCUUACGAACCUCGCCGGUCGCCAUCUGACCGACCCCGAUCUGCUGGAGGACCUCACAUUCCUGUCCGAAAUGCUGGAUGAGUACACCAAGACACAGACGACGUUCGAUCAGUACGCAGCUGAGCUGCAAUCUGGCCACCUCCGGUGGUCCCCGCCCCACCGCAACCCUACCUUCUGGAAGGACAAUGCCCGUCGCAUCCUCGACGAGAACAACGGUGCACUUCCCAAGAAGCUGUCCGAAAUCAUCUCCAAGAGCUGGGAUAACGACAAGCAGGUGCUGGCGAUUGCCUGUAACGAUGUGGGUCACCUGGUGAAGGAACUGCCCGAACGGCGGGCACAGCUGGAAAAACUGGGUCUGAAGACUCGUGUCAUGGAGCUGAUGACGGACAAGGACGAGUCGGUGCGGUGGGAGAGCUUGCGGGCGGUGGGCGAGUGGCUGCGCUACACGUUCGAUGACUAG
This is a messenger RNA of Aspergillus niger, 1437 nucleotides long. RefSeq lists its product as uncharacterized. Gene Ontology annotation, cellular component: fungal-type vacuole membrane; vacuolar proton-transporting V-type ATPase, V1 domain. Gene Ontology annotation, molecular function: proton-transporting ATPase activity, rotational mechanism. Gene Ontology annotation, biological process: proton transmembrane transport. The transcript has 3 exons. The record is from RefSeq and is a predicted model, not a curated record. Lineage: Eukaryota; Fungi; Ascomycota; Eurotiomycetes; Eurotiales; Aspergillaceae. The coding region runs from base 1 to 1437 and encodes 478 amino acids.